Molecule: messenger RNA, 369 nt
Organism: Leptosomus discolor (cuckoo roller)
Lineage: Eukaryota; Metazoa; Chordata; Aves; Leptosomiformes; Leptosomidae
Product: parvalbumin beta-like
Cellular component (GO): cytoplasm
Molecular function (GO): calcium ion binding
Source: RefSeq, a predicted model, not a curated record
AAUAUGAACUCUAUCCAAUAUUAUUUUUCAUUUUACAGUAGCUUUGAUAUGGCUUUUUCUGGUAUCCUGACAGAAGCUGAAAUUGCCGCUGGCCUACAGAGCUGUCAAGCUGCUGAUUCGUUUGAUUAUAAAACCUUUUUUGUCAAAGUGGGUCUCAACUCCAAGUCCAAAGAUCAGCUCAACAAAGUCUUCAGAAUUCUUGACCAGGACAGGAGCGGCUUUAUUGAGGAAGAUGAACUGAAACUUUUCCUGCAGAAUUUCUCAGCCAGUGCCAGAGCUUUGACUGAUGCUGAUUUCCUGGCAGCAGGUGAUAGUGACGGAGAUGGUAAAAUUGGAGUGGAUGAGUUUCAAGCUCUGGUCAAAUCUUAA